Messenger RNA from Phaedon cochleariae (mustard beetle), 1996 nucleotides. The record is from the annotation of a GenBank genome assembly. NCBI's taxonomy places the organism in Eukaryota, Metazoa, Arthropoda, Insecta, Coleoptera, Chrysomelidae.
GUAUUCAGCUUUACAGACUUAUAGGAUUGCAGAGUAUCAAAAAACCGAACAAAAAACGCAAACAUGGAAAAAACUGGACUGAGUCCAAAUGAUCCCAGUUCAUUUUCAAGACCUGAACUUGUAACAAUUAGGGACAUCUGUCUCAAUCUCAACAUUAAUUUUGAUAGCAAAAUCCUUAGUGGAAAUGUAGUUCUAACUGUGGAAAAACUAGAUGAGAGUGCUACUGAAUUGGUUCUUGAUUCAUUUAAGUUGAACAUAUCAUCUGUAUAUGACUCUGAAUCAAGCAAUAAAUUGCAGUAUGAGUUGUCAGACCAUAUACCUGACUAUGGAUCAAAACUGACCAUCCAACUUCCUAGUGCAGAGACCAAUCAUUUCAAGAUUGGUAUUGAUUACCAGACCAGUCCAGAAGCAAGUGGGCUUCAAUGGCUUUCUCCCAAAGCCACAGCAGGGAAAAAACUUCCAUACUUGUUCAGUCAAUUCCAGUCUUCACAUGCUAGGUCUGUUAUACCUUGUCAAGAUACCCCAGGUGUCAAACAAACAUACAGUGCAUCAAUUUCAGCCCCACCAGAGUUCACAGUGCUUAUGUCUGCAAUUUGUAAUGGCACAAAGACCCUGCAAGCUGGGAAGUUGUCACAUUUCAUUCAAAAAGUGCCUGUACCUUCUUACUUGAUAGCAAUAGCUGUGGGGGCCCUGGAAUCCCGGAAAUUGGGGCCCCGCUCACAUGUGUGGGCAGAAAAAGAGAUUAUAGACGAGUGUGCAUAUGAGUUUGCUGAUACUGAACAUCAGUUGAAGACUGCUGAGGAUAUUUGUGGGCCCUAUGUGUGGGGUAUAUAUGACUUGUUGGUGUUGCCUCCAAGUUUUCCAUAUGGAGGUAUGGAAAAUCCAUGUUUGACUUUUGUUACACCAACUUUAUUGGCUGGUGAUAAAUCUUUGGCCAAUGUUGUGGCACAUGAAAUAGCCCAUAGCUGGACAGGAAAUUUAGUGACCAACAGAAACUAUGAACAUUUCUGGCUCAAUGAAGGGUUCACAGUAUUUGUUGAGAGGAAAAUUCAGGGCAGAUUGACAUCUCCACAAUCUCAAGAUUUUGAUGCUUACACCAGUAUCAGUGAAUUGAAAGAAACGAUCGACCGACUCGGCGUGGACAGCCCCCUCACCCGGCUGGUGGUGGACCUGAAGGGCGUGCACCCGGACGAGGCCUUCUCGACGGUGCCCUACGAGAAGGGCCAGACGUUCCUCAGGUGGCUGGAGGCGAGAGUCGGCGGCCCCGAAAAGUUCGAGCCCUUCCUGCGGGAGUAUUUCGAGGAGUUCAAGUACCGGUCGAUCGACACGUCGGACUUCAAGGGGUUCUUCGAGAAAAGGUUUCCGGAGUGCGGGGAUGUCGAUUGGGACACCUGGUUGUACAGUCCUGGAAUGCCUCCAGUGAUCCCCCAGUAUGACACUUCUCUGGCGGUCAUUUGCGACACAUUGCUGGACAAGUUCUACCAGUGGGAUGGAGAAGGUUCCCUACCGAUUUCGGAGGAAGAUGGUGGCAGUUUGAGCACCAAUCAGAAAAUUUACUUCUUUCAGAAAAUUUCCGAUCAAGAGGCGCAGCCCAUACAAAAACUGAUUCUUCUGGAGAAACUCUUCAACUUGGACAAGAUGAAGAAUGCCGAGAUCAAAUUUCGCUGGCUGAGAAUUUGCUUAAAGGCUCGAUGGGAGGACAAAGUACAUGAUGUCCUCACCUGGAUCAACAUUGUCGGCAGGAUGAAGUUCGUCAGACCGUUGUACAGGGAGCUCUUCCAGUGGGAGGCGACGAAGUUAAGAGCAAUAGAGAAUUUCAAGGCCAACAGGCGCAACAUGAUGCACGUGACCGCUUUCACGAUCGCUAAGGAUUUGCGUUUGGAGGAAUGAAAAAGUACGUGAUUUUAUUCAUUAUGUUACAAGGCUGAUCGUUCGCUGAGCUUUAUUUUAGUAUUAUGGCAGUUUAUUAUAUCGAAUAAAUACAUUUAUCUGUUGG